This is a messenger RNA of Musa acuminata subsp. malaccensis (wild Malaysian banana), 951 nucleotides long. RefSeq names its product succinate dehydrogenase assembly factor 2, mitochondrial. NCBI's taxonomy places the organism in Eukaryota, Viridiplantae, Streptophyta, Magnoliopsida, Zingiberales, Musaceae. Gene Ontology annotation, biological process: protein-FAD linkage; mitochondrial electron transport, succinate to ubiquinone; mitochondrial respiratory chain complex II assembly. Gene Ontology annotation, cellular component: mitochondrion. The record is from RefSeq and is a predicted model, not a curated record.
CUGCCCAAUCUUUGAUAUGCUGCAUACCCCAUUCUGUAGUCUACACCGCGCUCCUUUACAGCCGAGUCGCUGAGCCAUAUCCCACUCUUGUUUAGGAGCUACCAAGUACAAAAUCUGGAGUCGUUAUAUCAAUCCAAAUCCUAUAUUGAGGUCCUGUUUUCUAGCUCGCGACGGCGAUCAUGGCGACGUUAAGGAGAUCCCUCCUCCGUCUACGCCAAACCCUAAUGCUAAGUGAUACGAGAUCUCCAGUAUCCCUCAGAUCGCAUGUUGGAUCCAUUUCUCGGUUUUAUUCGGGUCAUGGAUCGGUUGACGUUGACCUCUCCGACGAAGAGAGCAAGCGCCGGCUUCAUAACAGGUUGUUGUACAGGAGCAGGCAAAGGGGGUUCCUUGAAUUGGAUUUGGUUCUGGGGGCAUGGGUAGAGGAGAACAUUCGUGCCAUGGAUCAGCUCCAUAUCAGAGCCCUCAUGGAUGUUCUCGACCUGGAAAACCCAGAUUUGUGGAAGUGGCUAACAGGCCAAGAGCAACCACCAGAAGCAGUCAAGAUUAAUCCUGUAUUUUGUGCCAUUCAAUCCAAGGUCAUGUCAAAUCUCAACAGCCAUGCUGCUCCAGAGACCCGAGCAAAUCCUGGUCAGCCAUGGGUAAGAGGAUGGGAUGAUAAGAAGGGAGUGGAAGGUGGUCCAACAUACGGGAACCAGUGAUGCUAGAAUCUUUUUGCCACUGCAAAUAGAUAAUGAGAACUCUCAUAGAUGUUCCAAGUAGUAUGUAAGAUAAUGUCGCAAACACCAGGUCUAUGUUAUUAGUGAUGAAGAAUCAGCAUGUCAUGUAAUAAUCUAAAUUUCUUUCGAUAAAACAGAUAAAUUCCUUGUUUCAAGGAAUACCUGCACUAGUUCUCCAUGUCGGGUUAAUUUGUUUGGAGUUUACUGAAUGUUUAUUCAUGAUCAAUGUUUUCCU